AUGGCUAUUACUUCAUCAUCAUCGUCUUCUUCUACUUGCCCCAACAUAUCUAAGUACGAUGUUUUCAUCAGUUUUAGAGGUGAGGAUACUCGAAAGAAUUUUACUAGUCAUCUUUAUGGCGUGUACCGGAAUCAAAUUGAGACCUACAUCGAUGAGAAAAUUUUAGAAAGAGGAGAGGAAAUUUCACCUGCGCUCUUGACGGCAAUUGAAGAAUCAUGUAUUUCAAUUAUCGUCUUCUCAUCGAAUUAUGCUUGUUCAACAUGGUGUUUAGACGAACUUGUUCACAUGCUCAAAUGUAAGAAAGAAAAAGGACAGGUUGUUUUACCUGUCUUUUACGGAGUCAAUCCAUCGGACAUCCGAAAACAAAAGAAAAGUUAUGGUGCUGCUUUGGUUGCACAUGAAAAACGUUUCGAGCACAACAUGAGCAAGGUGGAGGAGUGGAGGGAUGCUUUGACCGAGGCAACCAACUUGUCUGGUUUUGAUUCACGAGAUGAGUAUGAGUCAAAGCUAAUUGAGAAGAUUGUGGAAGAUGUAUUGAGGAUAUUAGAACGUCGGCCACCAAAAACGGCCGUCUUUUCUAAGGGUCUUGUUGGGAUAGAAAAACGCCUUGAGAAAAUCGAAUCAUUGAUGUGCUUUGAAUCACAAAAUAUGUGUAUCAUAGGCUUUUGGGGGAUGGGUGGUAUAGGCAAGACAACUCUUGCGUGUGCUGCUUUCAAUCAAUUCUCUACUCGAUUUGAAGGUUGUUGCUUCCUCGGAAAUGUUAGGGAAGAGUCCAAGAAACACGGAUUGCCUUAUUUAAGAGCCAUACUUUUUUCUGAAUUGUUUGACAGAGGAAAAUCAAAAGUCAAUUACUUUCUGGAAAAUAAGCUUUGUAAGAAAAAGGUACUCAUUGUUCUUGAUGAUGUUGAUAAUAUAGCGCAGCUAGAGGGUUUGGUUGGAGAUGGUAAUUGGUUUGGCCGUGGAAAAAUCAUUGUAACGACGAGAGAUGCACAAUUGCUCAAAAGGGAUGCCGAUAAAAUAUACCAAGUUGAAGCAUUAGAUUCCGCGGAAGCACUUGAAGUUUUUUAUUUGAACGCCUUUAAAAGAAAGCGGCCUUCUGGGACACAUUUUAUUGAGUUGUUGAAAGAAAUAGUAAACUUUACUAAAGGGAAUCCCUUAGCUCUUAAAGUUUUAGGCUCGUCCCUUCACUCCGGAGCCGUAGAAGAUUGGGAAAGUGCAUUGGCCAAACUUAAAAUAGUUCCCCAUGCAGACAUUCAAAGGGUUUUGAAAAUAAGUUAUGAUGGGUUAGAUGACAUGGAGAAGGAUAUUCUCCUUGAUAUUGCGUGUUUCCUAAAGGGGGAGAAAAGAGAUUUUGUGGAAAGCAUCUUAGAUGGCUCUGAUUUGUUUCCAAGAGCGGGGAUCAAAGUUCUCGUAGAUAAAUGUCUUGUAACCAUUAUUAGACAGAAUGAAACAGUUUGGAUGCAUGAUUUGAUACAAGAGAUGUGUUGGGAAAUUGUUCGUCAACAAUCUAUUAAAGAGCCUGGAAAUCGCAGUCGCUUGUGGAUUCCUCAAGAUGUUCACCAUGUCUUAGAAAAUCACAAAAUAAAUGAAGAUCUAUACUUGAGGCCUACAGUUUUCGAGGAGAUGUGUAAUCUAAGAUUGCUUAAGAUCUAUAAUUCAAAUUAUUACAAUCAUAACAAGUUCGAAGUGUACCUAAAUAGGGGAUUACAAUUCUUUCCUCAAUCUCUAAGGUACCUCUGCUGGCAUAAAUACCCAUCAAAGUCUUUGCCUUUGGAGUUUAAGCCGCAGAAUCUCGUUCACCUUCACAUGCCCAACAGUGAGCUUAAGCAACUUUGGAAUGGUGUUAAGAAUCUUGUAAACUUAAAACAUAUCAACCUUUCCAUGUCGAAGCAAUUAGUCAAAGUCCCAGACCUAUCUCGGGCUCUGAAACUGGAGAGUAUUAAUGUCGAGAACUGUACAAGUCUGGUUGAAGUUCCGCCGCUUGAUUCCCAAAGACGUCUUGGAUCUCUUGCACUUUACGGUUGCACCGCCAUUAAGUCUCUUCCAAGGAUGUCUGGGAAUAGUAUAAAAUACUUGGACGUAACAAGGACUGCAAUAACUGAAUUGCCCUCAUCAAUUGGGUCCUUUGAGAAUCUUGUGGAGUUGAUUCUCUAUGAUUGUCAACGUAUCAAGAAUCUUCCGGUGCUUCCGAGGAACAUACAAAAUUGCUCAAGAUUGAGAAACUUGACAGGGACUACUUCUAGUACUCCUCCUCCUCCUUAUAAUGUAAAGGGACCAGGCCGAGAUUUCUCCGGCUCCUUUGUAAUUGAUAAGUUGUUUGGAUUUCAUCGUGCAGAUGUGGGAUGGCGCAAAAAACUCCAGUUUGUUCCAAAUUGGGUUUAUAAUUUAAGCAGCCUUCUAUUCUUGUCCCGCCACCGCCAUAUUGGCUCGUGUUUCAAACUCGAACAUCUCCGGAUCAAGCUAUUUUCUUUGUUCUCUUUAAGACAACUUUUCCUAUAUGGCUGCAACAUUGUUGAAAUUCCCGAGUGGUUGGGCUUCUUAUCCUCGUUGGUUCUGUUAAAUUUAGGAGGGAACCAUUUUGAGAAAUUACCUUCAAGCAUCAAACUACUCCUUCGGUUGGAAAGACUGGAGAUAACAAAUUGCAAGAAACUUCAGUCUUUGCCACAACUUCCAUUGUCUAUAAAAGUGCUCAAUGCAAGGGGAUGCACUUCGCUGGAGAAGAUAUCAAGUUCACGUUAUUUUGUAUGCCUUGGUUUUGAGUUGCAUCUUAAAACCAAGUCUGGUGAAAUCUACAAACACCCUCACUACAAAUCUAACCGGAUGAUCCGCCGCGAUGAUUGGGUUGUUGACGAGGAAGACGAAGCUCAAAUCACAAGCAGUGGUAUUACCUUGGAUCAUGUCUUCGUCACGUGCUCUAGAGACUACAUCCCUCGGAAAUAUGGUGACGAAAUUGAGGAGGCAUCAUUCCAUUUGAAAUAUAGAGUUAGGCGGACAGGGCGUUUUGAGGAAGAUCAGAGUUCGAAUUCGAUGGUGAAAAGGAUUGGAGUUGGGUUGGUGUAUGGGAAAGACUCGGACUAG
Messenger RNA from Morus notabilis, 3078 nucleotides. Its product is annotated as TMV resistance protein N-like. Gene Ontology annotation, biological process: signal transduction; defense response. NCBI's taxonomy places the organism in Eukaryota, Viridiplantae, Streptophyta, Magnoliopsida, Rosales, Moraceae. Gene Ontology annotation, molecular function: protein binding; ADP binding. The record is from RefSeq and is a predicted model, not a curated record.